This is a messenger RNA of Bacillus rossius redtenbacheri, 8658 nucleotides long. RefSeq names its product ATP-binding cassette sub-family C member 10. Gene Ontology annotation, biological process: transmembrane transport. Gene Ontology annotation, cellular component: membrane. The transcript has 24 exons. Lineage: Eukaryota; Metazoa; Arthropoda; Insecta; Phasmatodea; Bacillidae. The record is from RefSeq and is a predicted model, not a curated record. Gene Ontology annotation, molecular function: ATP hydrolysis activity; ATP binding; ABC-type transporter activity. Bases 409 to 4968 code for a protein of 1519 amino acids.
AGUAUUUUUAAUUGUUUAAUUUUUAUGAAUAAUUCUUUUAUUUAUUAUUCAUUGUUUUGGUUUGAUUCAGUUUCUUUAAUACUGUACAUCGAUAUUGGUUCUAUGGCCGGCUACUGGGCGCGGUAUCGUCGCUUCCCGGUCUGACGUCACCAGCCCCAUAGUGCGGGAGUGGGGAGUGAGCUGUGAGCCUCGGGGAGCGAUGGACUGCGAGUCGCCGCCGACGCACGUGCGGUGGAAUUACGCCGCGGGCAGAGGUGUAUAAUGCUUCGACACAGCGCCAGGCAGUCCAUGCCUGGGUUGGCAUGGAUGGGGCCGUACCUCCAGCUGGUACGGAAGGAAGUGCCUCGCAAGAGAAUACUUCGAUAAGGAGGACGCAUCGUCGGACUGGAGCCCUCGUGAAGCAGCGACAUGGAAGCGUCGCCGAAGCAAUGGGACUGGAAGGAGAUGUGCGGGGCGGAGGGCUUCGUGCUGUGGUCGCCGGCGCGCCGCGACCUGGGCGUCUGCUUCCAGCAGCUGUGCCUGCAGGUGCCCGCCCUGGCCCUGCUCGCCUUCCUCUCGUCCUACUUCACGGGCUCACGCAGCUACUGGAUCCACGCGACCCGCCGGCGCCACGCGUGGGCGCUCGUGUGCCGGGGGCUGGCCGCCUUCCUCCUGGCCGUCGCGCCCAUCCUCAAGGUGUGCCUCGCCACGGCGAUCGCCCCCGGCUCGCUGAACCCCGUGGACUACCUGGCGUGCGCGGUGGAGACCAUGGCGUGGCUGGUGCACCUCUGCUACGUGCUGACGCUGAGGAGCCGCGUCAGGGGCACUCUGCGGGGGCCGGCCGCCGCGUGCGCCGUCUGGGCCGUCACGUUCGCGCUCGCCGCCGUGUCCGCCAGGACCCACUACCUGGCGUACGCCGGCAACCAGGACCCCGACCUCGAGCUGUUCACCGCACAGUGCUACGGCUUCAGCAUCCUCACCAUGGCCCUCCAGGCGGCCUACCUCGUCACCAUGAUCCCCAAUGACCCCAUCCUCGACGUAGAAGAAGAAGAAAUUCGCAUUCAAGUAUCAGAAGCGCAGGCGCUGCUAGCGGCCGGCGCGUCGCGGCUCGGCACGUACAGCCGCUUCCGGGAGGACCGGGACCCGCGGUACCUGGGCGUGGCCAAGGAGGGCGCCACGCUGCUGUCGCGCCUGCUGCUGCACUGGGUGACCCCGCUGGUGCGCAAGGGCGCCGAGGCCCAGCUCACCGGCACGGACGAGCUGCACGACCUCCCGCUGGAGAUGAGCCCCGCCCACCUGUGCGCCCGGCUCGAGGCGGCCAUGGGGGAGGCACCCGGGCGGCCCUCCCCAGCGCGGGAGGACGUUUCGGUGCGGAGCCGACCGGCGUCCCUGCUGCGGGCGCUGCACUCCUGCUUCUGGCUGCAGUUCUACGGCAUCGGCGCGCUCAAGCUGCUGGCAGACUGCGCGGGCUUCGCGGGUCCCCUGCUGCUCAACCGCCUGGUCUCCUUCGUGGAGACGCGCGGCGAGCGGCUCCGGGACGGCUACCUGUGCGCGGCCGGGCUGUUCGCCGCCACCCUCCUCUCGUCGCUGUGCCUGACGCACUUCAACCUGCUGAUGGCGGAGGUGGGGCUGAAGAUCCGGGCCGCCAUAGUCACCACCGUGUACCGCAAGACGGUCAGCGUCAGCGCCAGCUCCCUCGCCAAGUUCAGCGUUGGCGAGGUGAUGAACUUCAUGAGCACAGACACGGACAGGAUCAUGAAUGCAUGCCCCAGCUUCCACUCAGUGUGGAGUAUUCCUUUUCAGAUAGCAGUAACUUUAUACCUCUUGUACAGUCAAGUGGGACUGGCAUUCUUGGCUGGCGUUGGCUUCUCUAUCAUUCUCAUCCCUAUAAAUAAGUUUAUUGCUGACAAAAUAGGCCGGUUGAGCACGAGCAUGAUGGAGCGCAAGGACGAGCGCGUCAAGGUCGUGGCGGAGAUGCUGCGAGGCAUCCGCGUCAUCAAGUUCCACGUCUGGGAGGAGUACUUCAUCGAGAAAGUCGAUAGGCUGCGAGCCAUGGAGCUGAGGUACCUGGGCGGCCGCAAGUACCUGGAUGCCGUGUGCGUGUUCUUCUGGGCCACCACGCCCGUCCUCGUCUCCAUCCUGACCUUCACCACCUACGUCCUGUGGGGCAACACCCUCACCGCGGCCACGGUGUUUACAAGCAUAGCCUUGCUCAACAUGUUGAUCGCGCCUUUGAAUGCUUUCCCUUGGGUUUUAAAUGGCUUGACAGAAGCCUGGGUUUCCAUUAAAAGGAUACAAAGACUUUUAGAACUCCCAGAUCUUGAUCUGUCCCACUACUACUCACCGGUGCCCGCAGACGACUCUGAGCUGGUCUUGUUCGUCAAGGAUGGCACGUUCAGCUACGGCAGUACAGUGUCGUCUGGGGAGGAACACGGGGCAAGCAUCACCCUCACCAGGAUAAACAUAACUCUCAAAAAGGGAGAACUGCUGGGGGUCAUGGGCCGGGUCGGCAGCGGGAAGACGUCCCUGCUCCUGGCCAUGCUCGCAGAGCUGGACCAAGUCUCCGGGGUCGUCGGGCUCUCCGACCCGGACGCCGGUGUCGGCCUGGUGAGCCAACAGGCCUGGCUGCAGCGCGGAACCAUCAGGGACAACAUCCUGUUCGGCAAGCCCUACGACCGUGCCAAAUACAAGAGUGUGAUUGACGCAUGCUGCCUCCAGCCGGACAUCGACGCCUUGCCAGACGGCGACCUGACAGGUGUAGGGGACAGCGGGUCAACACUCAGUGGAGGUCAGAAGAUCCGGAUAUGCCUUGCCAGGGCUGUCUACCAGGACAAGAAAAUUUACUUCCUGGACGACAUCCUGUCUGCAGUGGAUGUCCACGUGGCACGUCACAUAUUCCAGAAGUGUGUGCGGGGCUUGUUGCGCAGCAAGACGUGUGUGCUGUGCACGCACCACGUCCAGUACCUUCUCUCCGCCGACAACGUCGUCGUGAUGGAAGACGGCCGCAUACAGCAGCAGGGCAAGCCCAACGUGGUGCUGGCGAACUUUGACGAGUACUUGCUGCUGGAGAACGUGGCCGGGAUCGCCGCGACGGUAAGCAAGGGCAAGGACGUGGGGAGCGGGCCCACGGCGGAGGACUCUGCCGGCCGCGGCACGGACGCUCCGGAGGGACGGGACGGCGUGCUGGAGGAGGAGGGGCGGGAGACGGGGACCAUCGGCGCGGGCGUGCUGUGGUCGUAUUGGCGCGCCGUGGGACACCUGCUGGCGGCCGCCAUCCUCCUCUCCUUGGCCUCCAUGCAGGCCACCCGCAACUUCACCGACUGGUGGCUCAGCUACUGGGUGAGUCACGUGAACAACAGUUCCAACGCUACAAACGCUACAUCCGUGCCGUUGUACGCCUGGACGAUGUCGCCUGUGGACGACAGGACGCAGUUCUACUUGACGGUGUACGGGAUCAUGGCGGGUCUCAACUCCUUGUUCACUCUGCUCAGGGCGUUCCUGUUUGCGUACGGAGGGCUGCAUGCUGCUGCCGGUAUCCACAACCUUUUGCUGAAGAACAUCGUCAGUGCUCGUGUGCUGUUCUUCGACACGUCGCCGCUGGGCCGGAUCCUGAACCGGUUCUCGUCGGACACGUACACCAUCGACGACUCCCUCCCGUUCAUCGCCAACAUCCUGCUGGCGCAGCUGUUCAGCGCGCUGGGCGCGGUGGCCAUCGUGGUGUACGGCCUGCCCUGGAUGGUGCUGGUGCUGGCGCCCCUGGUGCCCGUGUACCAGUGGCUGCAGGCCCAGUACCGCCUCGCCUCCCGGGAGCUCAAGCGGCUGUCCAGCGUCUCCCUGUCGCCCGUGUACAGCCACUUCAGCGAGACGCUGGCGGGGCUGCCCACCAUCCGGGCGUUCCGCGCCACCCCCAGGUUCCGCCGAGAGAACGAGGACUACCUGGAGGCCAACCAGAAGUGCCAGUACGCGAGCCAGGCGGCGGGCCAGUGGCUGGGGCUCCGCCUGCAGUUCAUCGGCGUCGCCAUGGUGACGGGCAUCGGCUUCAUCGCGAUGCUGCAGCACCAGUUCAACGUGGCCAACCCAGGUCUGAUCGGGCUGGCCAUCUCGUACGCGCUGUCGGUCACGAGCAUCCUGAACGGCCUGGUGAACGCCUUCACGGAGACGGAGAAAGAGAUGGUCGCGGUGGAGAGGGUGUGCCAGUACACAGAGGAGGUGGUCCCGGAGCGGUCCGAGGAGCUGGCCCUGCCCCCCUACGGCUGGCCGGGGCAGGGCGUCGUCACCUUCCACGAGGUCGUGCUGAAGUACAGGGAUCACCUGGUUCCUUCUCUGCGGUGCGUUAGCUUCGAGACCCGCCCUGCUGAAAAGAUCGGUGUGGUUGGCCGCACUGGAGCCGGGAAGAGUUCGCUGCUGGCUGCCUUGUUCCGCCUGUGUGAAGUUGACAGCGGAGAGAUCUACAUAGACACCGUCAACAUUUCCCACCUGAGCCUCACGGCUCUAAGGUCGCGGCUGGCGAUCAUCCCCCAGGAGCCGUUCCUGUUCUCGGGCUCGGUGCGGGACAACGUGGACCCGCUCGGGGAGAGCCGGGACGCGGAGCUGUGGGACGCCCUGACCCGCUGCCAGGCGGCGGCCGCGGUGAGGCGGCUGGGGGGCCUGGGGGCGGCCGUGGGGCCCGGCGGGGCCCGCCUCUCCGCGGGCCAACGCCAGCUGCUGUGCCUCGCUCGCGCCGUGCUGCGCAACGCCAAGAUUGUUUGCAUUGAUGAGGCGACAGCAAGCGUCGACCAGGAAACAGACAGGCACAUCCAGCGUACUUUGCGCUCAUUGUUUCGUCAGAGCACUGUGAUAACCAUUGCACACAGAGUGCAGACCAUCAUGGACUCUGAUAGGGUGCUGGUGAUGGGGGAGGGCAAGGUGCUGGAGUUCGACUCCCCGGCGACGCUGCUGCAGGACAGCCGGUCGCAGUUCCACCGCCUCGCCAGCCGGGAGGUGCAAUAACAGACUGCUCAUUCCACACUGGACCGCCCCCCCGCCCUCGUCAGCUUCCACGACCUCGUCCUGCUCCUGUCCCUGCUGCUGCUGCUGCUCUUCUUGUUCCGGCUCCUGUAGCUCCGCUCUGUCGCUAGCGGUGGGCCGAGUCUUAGUUUCUUCGAGUACCGGUCUCCAGUAUCCCACAUGUAGGUCUCAAGGUUAAAAAACUAAAAGUCCAUUAACUGUUGUUGUUAAAAUAUUAAACCCCUUAAAUGCCAGUUUCGUUAACUAGGUUUCCUGAAUCAAUACAUGUCAUUGUGUUAGUUGCAUGAUUACAUAUUAAAAUUACAAUAUCUUGGAGAAAGGUUAUAGGUUAUGUAUGAAUUAAAACACAAAUAGAACUAUUGAACUUCAGAUACGUAUCUGUUGAAUUUUUCACUGUGGUAUUAGUACAUUUCUUCCAAUAAAUUAUUCAAAUUUUUUUUUUUUUCCUGGAAUCUCGAAUCUUUAAAAAAACAGAUUCAGUGGUAUUAGAGGUAUUGACGAGCCCAUCCCUAGUUGUUAGUUUUCGCUGCCAUUGUCAUUCCUGUUUUUGUAUCCCCUCGUUGACAUUUAGUUAUGCUUGUGCCUGCUCACUUCUGUGGCCUGUCUUGUGACGCCCUGCGUCAAUAACCCUGCAAGAAGAUCAGUCAACAUGGAUUGCUGAAGUAAAGUAUGAUAUUGACCAGAUGAAGGUGUAGCUUUGCUUAAAUUUUCAAAUAGUAGUUUAUUUUGUAGGAAAUGUGGCAAAAUGAUUUUUGUAGUUGAUAGCUUUAAGCAAGCAUUUUACUUCAUAUAUAAUAAUACUAGCAGAACGGGGCAGAAUUUGUCCUGCCAGUGUUUAUUUAUUUACCUCUAUAUAUCUAAAAUGGAUGGUUUGUAUGUAAUCUAGAAUUUAUAAAGUGUUUGAAAUAAUCACGGUCCAAAUCACUAGCUAUUUGUUGUUAUUGAGGAUAAAGUACAGUAAAAAUCAGAAUGUACCAAUUUUCACGGCGAUCGGUUGAUCGGUAUAGAAGUCAAUGCACUUGCAGGGGCCAUCUAGUGGUGAGUUAUAGCAAAAUGGAUAGCAUAACAAACAACCUUCUCCAUGAAAAAAACACUUGGAGGUGCAAACUUUCAUGGUGAUCAGUCAAACUUUGUCCGUGUUUAUUGUCAUGUGUACCAACAUCCAUUUAUAUAUAUAUAGGUGUUUACUACAACCUGUAAUUAUUGUUUUGUAAUUCUGGAAAAAAACUUUGUACAUAGUUAGUGUUUACUUUUUUUUUUUUUUUUGUGGAAAAACCAAAUGAUAAAGCAGAGUACCUGAGUGAAAUGCUAUAUACAAAUAUUUUACGCCUUUUAGUUUAGGGGUUUGAAAGUGUUUCAAAAAUAUUCAAUAUUUGUGAUUAAUUUGUUUUUCUGUUCAUCAAGUGGGAUUCAUUCACAAUAAAGUUUAUUAAAAAUGUAUGACACCUAAGAUGAUUCAUUGAGAAAUUUUGAUAUUUUCUUCAACAUAGUACAUAUAUGCUUUUUAUAUGCAACAGAUAAUAUUUUAAAAAUACUUUUUUUUUAUGUUUAUAAUCAGUUUGAUCAACAAAACAAUAUUCAAACUUAAUUUUUUCCUGGUUCAAGAAAAUGCAUUGUGAGGUAUUAUAUUUCCUUGCAUUUAAUCCACUUUACUGUGGUAUCAUUUAUAUCUCUAAUUUUUUUUACUGUCUCUUGCAUAAAUUUUUAUUAAACUCUUGUCAAUUGUAAAAAAAUUAUGUAAAAAUUCUAUAAUUAAAAUUGUUUCAAAAAAUGCUCUACAUUUGUGAAUAAUUUGAAAAUGAAUUAAAAAUUUGAUUUUAAUUAUAAAAAAAUCCACAGAAGCCUGUUUUAGUUACGAAUUUUCAAACUUAGUAUAAGUGUUAGGAUUUUUCCAAAACUGUAAAAGUUAAUUUUAUAAAACAUUAAUUGUAUUGAAUUUCUUGGUUUGCUGCACUGAAUAGCAACUAAGCAUUAAAAAUGUAAUAAACAUAUCAACCUAGCAAGUAUAGCUGUGUAUUCUUUGUUGGGUGCUCAAAUAUACAAAAUCUUCGCUGUCUUUGCUCUGUUGCUAGUACAAAACCUGACUAAUAUGAUGGGCCAUAUAUUCAUCACUGAGUUUUUUAUGGUUGAUUUUUUUAAAAACAAUUUUGUUUUUCUAAAAAUUUUCCAAAAUUGUGGUUUUUGUAAGAACAGUGACAUAUCAUAAGUUUCAAUUACUUAAUUUGUCAGUAUGUCUGCCAACAUUUUGAGUAGGAGAUGGCAUUUAGAGGAAGUAUGUGAAUCCUGCUUGAGUAGUUAUGAUGAGGAAUAUAAUAUUAUUACUUUUGGCUGGUAAGAGGGAAAAAAUAGAAAUGUCAUUGUGUGUUCUUUUUGCAGUUGCAGACAUAAUUAUAUAUAAUUUGAUCCAAGCACCUUAUUUAUUUUCAUAAUUAUUAAGACAUUUCUACUGACUGACUGAAUGACUGACACAUUUUAUAUAAAAAAGCUCAUAGUCCACUUAACUUUAUCAUGCAAACCUUAUGUUAUAGCCUAUUAUUAAAAUACUGCUCAUCUUGUUAAAAUUCACCAAACAGUCAAUACUAUAAAGAUUCUGCACAUGUUAGAAGUUAUACUUCUAUUGAAUUACUAAAAUAUUAAUUUGAAACAUUUUAAAACACUUAAGUAGGACUAUAUGUGUGUAUUUUUGUCGAAACGACUGAAAUCAGUAUGUAAAUACUUCCUGCAAACUAACUUUAACCCUUUUGAGCUGAUUCAACAUUAUUAUUGUGUAAUAUUAUUAUAUUAUAAUGUUAUAAACGUAAAAAUAAAUUUUUCAAGUGCCGAGAUUCCAACUAUGUCCCAUGAUUUUAAGAAGUGCUUGCUCUACCGCUGUGCCAAUCUUCUUAGGUAUUUUAAAACUUAAGAUUACUUUUUACUAAGACUAAUUUAGUUUACCAAAUGUAUUCCAGGAUAUUUUCACCAUCAUAAAGUUUCAUUUGGCACACCAAUACGAUUGGUAUGUACCCUAAUGUUUACAGAAGUUACUCUAGUAUAUUUGUGUUUACGUGGGUCCACCAUCUUUUUGUCACAUUUCCGUUCAUCGACUUCUGUUUCCUUUUCGUAAAAUUACUGCUACCAAAUGCCAUAUACCAAGAGCUAAAAUAUUUUUACACCAAAAACUUACAUUACUGUAUGCAAUGUGGCUUCUCACACUAUAACAUAUUGUCUUCACUGAUAUUUUGCAAAUUUUUCCAUAACUUUGAGGGUAUAAGGAUAUAACUGCCUAAUUUCAUCCCCCCCUUCCUUUUUCUACAUCCGCCAUUGCUCACGUGUUUGUAAUUAUCCUCACAUAUCAAUAGGAAAUAUGACAUGUCUAUGUUAAUAAGAAAAAGCUUUUUUAACAAGUUGUCAAAAUUGAAUUGAAGUUCUAAAUGCAGACAAAGUGUUAGACAGCCACCGCUAAGAACUAUGUUACAAGUUGAUCACCAUGUUAGCUUCAGGCUGUGCAUUUACACCUUGUACGCUUGUUUCUGACACAGUACAGUGUGGAAUGAACACGUGAUAGGAGAAAUAGAACUGUUGACACUAUUCAUUCAAUACGUUUGUUCCGCUUCAACCUUGUUGGUUUAUGUUGUGUGUUGUUUUUUAUAUUGAGUGUAUUAUGACUGAAAAUAAAGAAAGUUCAAAUAGUUC